Molecule: messenger RNA, 1342 nt
Organism: Syngnathus acus (greater pipefish)
Lineage: Eukaryota; Metazoa; Chordata; Actinopteri; Syngnathiformes; Syngnathidae
Gene: fgf7
Product: fibroblast growth factor 7
Exons: 4
Coding region: 534-1142 (202 amino acids)
Biological process (GO): regulation of cell migration; positive regulation of gene expression; fibroblast growth factor receptor signaling pathway
Cellular component (GO): cytoplasm
Molecular function (GO): type 2 fibroblast growth factor receptor binding; growth factor activity
Source: RefSeq, a predicted model, not a curated record
GUGUUCCUCCCUUGCAUCACAGCCAGGGACAGCUGAGUGGUUGGGAUAUAAUUGCUCUCAAGUGGGGGCAGCGGGAGACAUUUAUCUCAGCCUCAGCCAAGGAUGCACACGCACAGUGAGUCUGCCAGGAGCAGUCAAGCAUCCAUUGGAACAGACACAAACUCGCAGCUCUUUCUACUGCUUUGAGGUGUUAGCAGCCAAAUUGGUGCUGCAAGGGAUUACAACUCUGGCAAUUCCUUUCAUCACAUACUUAUGGUCUCGGGGAUGGAGAAGACAAUAUGUUGCAUCACUGAAGAUUAAAAAAAAAUCCCCCACUGGACGCCAUCUCCUGUUCUCCAGCCUCUUUGAACUCCAACCAACUUUCAGAAGUGUUCCCUCCACAAGUAGUCUGACUCGGGACUCCCUGCUGCAAGAACACGGACCCUGAGGUCGCAACCGGAGCGACGGGGGUUCACUUGGGCUGAGGGAUAGGGCGCAGAUCUCGUCUCCCGUUUCAGUAUGUUUUUCAUUGAUCCCCACUGCAUUGUAUUAUAAUGCGCAAAUGGAUGCCGACAUGGAACCUUCCAAAUCUGUUCUCGGGACUCUACCUGCAUGCCGUCUUCCUAUUCAGCAGUGUGUGUGUGGCCUACAGUGACUGCACUCCAGCGCAACUCGCUGCCAUCAUGAACUGUUCGAGACACGAGCGACACACCAGGAAUUAUGACUACAUGGAGGGAGGAGAUGUACGGAUCCGACAGCUAUUCAGCCGCACUCAGUGGUUCCUGACAAUUGAUGACGAAGGCAACAUCAGUGGGACUCAAGACCGAACCAAUUGUUACAGCAUCCUCGAGAUCAGGACAGUGUCCGAGGGCGGCAUACUGGCUAUCAAAGGCAUAAAGAGUCAGCAUUACAUCUCCAUGAACAAAGCUGGACAGCUGCAAGGAAAGAGGACCUACAGUGAAAACUGCAACUUCAAAGAGGUUUUCCUAGAAAACUACUUUAAUGCUUACUCCUCUGCAAAGUGGACUAAAAAUGGCAAAGAAAUGUUCAUAGCACUGUCUCAGAUGGGGCGGCCCAUGCGGGGGAAGAAGACCAGGAGGGAGCACGUCGCGUCGCACUUCAUCCCCAUGAAAUGCAGGGGAGAGGAGAGGAGGGCGGACUGAGAUUGGACUCGCUCUGUGUACGAAUUCACUUAGCAAAUAUGUUAAUGGACAUGUAAACUCAUCCCUGGCUAUGCGCCGCUCUUCUCAAGGCUACCAUCAGGUUUGACAGUUUAGGAUUUGCAGUCUUUCAAAGCAUAUUAUUCCUGUGGUGCAAGAGAACAUUUCCUCCAACCAACAUCCAAAUAAAGUCCAACAUUUUG